This is a messenger RNA of Rhagoletis zephyria (snowberry fruit fly), 2310 nucleotides long. RefSeq names its product zinc finger BED domain-containing protein 1-like. Gene Ontology annotation, molecular function: protein dimerization activity. Gene Ontology annotation, biological process: regulation of transcription by RNA polymerase II. The record is from RefSeq and is a predicted model, not a curated record. Gene Ontology annotation, cellular component: nucleus. NCBI's taxonomy places the organism in Eukaryota, Metazoa, Arthropoda, Insecta, Diptera, Tephritidae.
UAUACAUAAGUACAUAUGUAUUAGAGCUCUUGAAAUUGUUCGAAUAAUUCGAUUAUUCGAAUAUUCGAACGUUCGAAUGGCAAUUGUUUGUACGAUUGGAAAUCGAAUGUUACUAUUCGAAUAGUUGAUUCUCUUCGAUUAUUCGAAUAGUCGCAAAGCUACGAUUAUUCGAAUAACUUCUUAAAAUCGAAUAUUCGAUCGUUGUAAUAAGUGUUAUUUGUUAAAAAAAAAAAUAAGAAUUUAUAAAUUUUGUGUGUUUUUGUGAACAUGAGUGCAAGAAAACAAAGUUGGGUGUGGAGUUUUUUUACGAAGUGCAGUGAUGGUAAGCAAGUUACCUGCUCCAUUUGUGGAGCAGUCCUUAGUUUCCACUACUCCACUUCCUCGCUAAGCACUCACUUGAAACAAGUCCAUAAGAAGGAACCGAUUCGUGGUGGUGGCAUGUAAGUACAAAUAAAGAAAAAUAUAAGUUAUAAGUAAAAUAUAGAGCACAAGCUUGUUACACAUAUGUAGAACACCGGACACGAAUAUCGAUGCAACAAGUGGUGAAUGCGUUGAAACGCAGGCGAGCACCUCGGGUGGCCGUAAGAGAAAAAAGCACGACACCGUUCAUGACUGCACAUUUGAACGUCAGGAAUUGAUAUCUCGUGGAGUGGCACGCCUAAUCGCAAGUAACAUGUUACCAAUCUCCUUCCUUUCCUCUGAAGGCUUUCGCGACUUUAUGAAGUUAUUGGAACCAGGAUACAAAGUUCCCUCUCAACAAAGUAUACUCUCACGCUUACAAUUGUUUUAUAAUGACGUAAGAGAAAAAAUUGCAAACGAUUUGGCGGAGGUAGAAAGCGCAUCAAUUUCAGUGGACGAAUGGACAUCAAGAACUCAAGAUUGUUAUUUAUCAGUCGAAGCCCAGUAUAUUGACAAAAAUAGUGAAUUGUGCAAAGUUACACUUUGUAACGAGCAACUAGAAGGUAAAUCUAUUAAAAUAACUACCUUGUAUGUAGAUAUAUAAAAUAAACACAUACACUCAUACAUACAUGCAUAAUUUGUGUUUUAAUUUUAAGACAUGUCAAUUGUUUAAAUAAUUUGUAUUUAUAGACCGACCAAAUGCUGAAAACAUUGCAUCCGCAAUAGAAGUAGUUUUAGCCGAUUGGAACAUUUCCGACAAAACGCAAGCGAUAACGCACGACAGUGCAUCAGUCAUGAAUGCAGCAGCGCAACAACUUUUUAAUAUAGGGGACAGCAUCAAGUGCAGCGCUCACCUUUUGCAGCUUGUGACGCAUUAGCAGCUGUACCUGAUUACGAUAAAAUUUGCAAAAAAGGACGAAAUUUAACAGCACAUUUUCAUCGCUCAAAUAUUGCCAUAACUGCACUAGUAAACCGCCAAGUACAGUUGGGGAUAAAGGAAAAUCGACUCAUACAAUGCUGCGAAACACGUUGGAACUCCAAAUAUUACAUGUGUGAGAGGCUGCUUUUGAAUCGAAAUGCAAUCUGCCUAGUUUUAUCAGAUAAAACCGUUACAAAAACUUGCGAUGCGCUGAGGCUAGAAAUGCAAGAGAAGGAGUGGGGUGAAAUGCAGAACUUGGUUGACAUUUUGAAACCUUUUGAUAAAGCGACUGCAGUGCUAUGUGGUGGCAAAAAUGUGACAUUGUCUUUAGUGCGACCUUUAAUACACCGUCUUAUUAAAAACCACAUGGCCGCAUCGUCGGAAGAUGAUGCAAAUAAAUAUAUAUUCAAAGAAACUGCACGUAAUUCCCUUUUUGAAAGGUUCAAUAUGGGUUGUGUUUUAGAAAAAGUUUCAGCUCCAAUAAUUUCCUCAUUUUUAGACCCCAGAUAUAAGAACCUUAAUGAUGAAGAUUCGCAAACAAAACACAAGGUUUAUGACUUUAUCAGAAGCCAACUUCAAGUAAGCAAUGUCAUUAACCAAGAAACAGACAGCGUAGUACAUACCGACUUGGAUUUUUUGUUUGAUGGUGAAAUCCCAACAAAUAAUGUUAUGUCACAAAUCGACUCUUAUUUGGCUGAACCUCAGAUCGGCCACAACAUUCAUCCCCUAACAUGGUGGAAAAAUCACCGUGCUAUUUAUCCGGAACUUUUCAAAUUAACCGCAAGAUAUUUGUGCAUACCAGCUACAUCGGCAGAGUCCGAACGCACUUUUUCAAUUGCUGGGAAUAUUGUCACGCCACGUAGAAGUUGUUUGUCACCGCAAAAUGUUAGCCUUCUUACAUUCCUGUAUAAUAAUAAGCGUUUCUUCACAGAUAUGUGUCCAUUUUAAUAACUUAAUUAUUCCUCUUAGAAGGUAAAAUGCAUUUUAUGUGA